UUUGUUAAUUAAUUUCAGGGGCGGUGCUAUCCAAUUUAUGGGCACAAAACGCCACCAUGACAAGUGGCUAAGAGACACUGAGACUUUUGCAAUCAAAGGUUGCUUUUCUAUGACUGAGUUGGGGCAUGGAAGUAAUGUUAGAGGAAUUGAAACAGUCACAACUUAUGAUUCGAAGACGGGAGAGUUUGUAAUCAAUACCCCAUGUGAAUCAGCUCAGAAGUAUUGGAUAGGAGGGGCUGCUAAUCAUGCAACACACACUAUAGUCUUUUCUCAGCUCAACAUAAAUGGGGUGAAUGAAGGGGUCCACGCUCUUAUAGCCCAGAUCAGGGAUGUAAAUGGAAACAUAUGCCCAAACAUCCGUAUAGCUGAUUGUGGCCACAAAAUUGGUUUGAACGGUGUUGAUAAUGGUCGAAUCUGGUUUGACAAUGUGCGAAUCCCCAGAGAGAACUUGUUGAAUUCGGUUGCUGAUGUUUCACCAGAUGGUCAAUAUCUGAGUGCAAUAAAAGACCAAGACCAAAGGUUUGCAGCAUUCUUGGCCCCAUUGACAUCUGGUCGUGUAACUAUUGCUACAAGUGCAAUUUACUCUGCAAAGAUUGGUUUGGCAAUUGCCAUUAGGUAUGCCUUGAGCAGGCGGGCAUUUUCUAUUACUCCUAAUGGACCUGAAGUCCUUUUGCUUGAUUACCCAAGUCAUCAACGCCGACUCUUGCCUCUUCUUGCUAAGUCGUAUGCUAUGAGUUUUGGUGGAAAUUACUUGAAAAUGAUGUACGUGAACAGAACCCCUGAAUCAGCCAAAACUCUUCAUGUUGUUUCAAGUGCAUUCAAGGCUAUCUUCACGUGGCAUAACAUGAGAACCCUCCAGGAAUGCCGUGAAGCUUGUGGAGGACAAGGCUUGAAGACUGAAAAUCGAGUUGGUCAUCUGAAAGGUGAAUUUGAUGUCCAGUCAACUUUCGAGGGGGACAACAAUGUUCUCAUGCAGCAGGUGAGCAAGGCACUCCUUUCAGAAUAUGGAGCUGCAAAGAAGAAAAACAAACCUUUCAAAGGUUUGGGAUUAGAACACAUGAAUGGACCCGUCCCUGUAAUUCAAUCUAAUCUUACAAGCACUACCCUCAGGAACAGCCAAUUCCAGAUGAACACUCACUGCUUGAGGGAACGAGAUCUUCUGAACCGUUUUGCUGCAGAAGUGUCGCUUUAUCAAUCAAAGGGAGAAAGCAAAGAGCGAGCAUUUAUUCUGAGUUAUCAACUUGCAGAAGACUUGGGCAGAGCUUUCUCAGACAGAGCUAUUCUGCAGACCUUCAUUGAUGCUGAGGCAAAUGUAUCUGCUGGUCCCUUGAAGAAUGUCCUCGGUUUGUUGAGAUCCAUGUAUGCCUUGAUCUGUUUGGAAGAAGACGCCGCAUUCCUUCGGUACGGGUACUUAUCAACAGAAAACGCAGCUGCUGUGAGGAACGAAGUGACAAAGCUCUGCGGAGAAUUGCGACCACAUGCACUUGCACUGGUCAGUUCUCUCGGCAUUCCUGACGCCUUUUUGAGCCCCAUAGCAUUUAACUGGAUCGACGCCAAUUCAUGGUCUUCAGUUCAGAAAUAGUGCCUUGAAUCGCUCUCUUUUCUUAAGCAAGAGUUUGAUUGUUUCCCUUGCUUCAAGUCUUAAUAAGAAAUCGAGGUGACAACCCAAAUUGCUGUAAUGGUGCUCAUCUAUGCGUAAAACCAUCUAUUAAUAAAUAAUCAUCAUUGUUCAUGUUUAUUAGAACC
Populus euphratica (Euphrates poplar) is the source of this 1746-nucleotide messenger RNA. RefSeq names its product acyl-coenzyme A oxidase 3, peroxisomal-like. Bases 38 to 1582 code for a protein of 514 amino acids. The record is from RefSeq and is a predicted model, not a curated record. Gene Ontology annotation, cellular component: peroxisome. Gene Ontology annotation, molecular function: FAD binding; fatty acid binding; acyl-CoA oxidase activity. Lineage: Eukaryota; Viridiplantae; Streptophyta; Magnoliopsida; Malpighiales; Salicaceae. The transcript has 12 exons. Gene Ontology annotation, biological process: fatty acid beta-oxidation using acyl-CoA oxidase; lipid homeostasis.